AUGUACGUGCUGGAGGGACUCUACGAGUCUGUGUACAAUGCGAGGUGGAGCCAUGUUGUGGAAGUUACUGGCGGCGAGGGGACGGAAAUGGAGGUGAGGGAGGGGAAACCACCGCAGUCAUGGACUUACAAGAAAGUUGGCUACACUCUUGAAAAGGAUGACGGUGUGCAGCAAUCCGGUGCAGAGCGUCUCAAGCUGAUGGUGCUCACCUCGGACAAGGAAUGGCCGUACUCGUGGGAACGGGAGGUGAGUGAAUUUAUUCAUGACUGCUAUUUGAACUGUGAGGUGGAGCGAGUGUGGCAGAUCGUCAAGCGCGAUCUAACCAAGUGGUUCAGCACUCGCGGUAAGAUCAAACCUUCGCCUGAUCCGCGUGUGUUGAUUGGGACGCCCGGGAUCGGGAAGUCGAUGAAUGCCGGUUCGUACCUCCUCUACCAGCUGCUGCAAUACGAUGCGGAGAAACUCCAAAUGGUUGCGUACUUUAUUGCGGAUCGAACAUUUCUGUUUGACAAGACCGCCAAAACGGUGUCACUGUACACGAGUGAGGCCAGUAUUCUGAGUAUUUUGGACAGUUUCUCUUGGCGUGGGGUGAAAGGGUAUAUUAUCUACGACGUGGCAAUGAGGGGUCAUGAACCGUCUGCUAGUUUGCCUUGCGAGGAAUGGGGCAUGAUUGUGGUGACUUCACCGAACACAAACAACUACGAAUCGUGGGCGAAGCAAAUGGGAGCGGAACGAAUCCUAAUUAAUUGCCCUGACGAGAGCGAUGUGAGGGCAAUGUGCGUUUGGAAGGAGCACAAUGGGCAGCUUGAGGAGGAAGAAGCGGAGGAAGAAACAGAGGAAGAAGCGGAGGAACAAGCGGAGGAAGAAGAGGACUACUGGAAAAAGGUGAAGGAUCGCAUGGAUAAAGUGGGGCCGAUUCUCCGCUUCAUCUUUAAUGAAAAAAAGUGUGAGGCUCGCUUUAUCGCGUGUGAAGAUGCCGUGGAAGCAAUCACUCCUUCGAUGCUACAGUAUUACGCUGGUAUUGGGAGUGGCAAAUCGUGCAACGGCAAUCACGUGUCUCACAAGCUUGUGAAGGUUGUCCGAGUACGAAAAGACAACAUUGAAUCGCCUUUGAAUAUACUGAUAUCUCCCUAUUUUGAACGUAAAACAUUGUCCAUGGUGGAAAGUGAAUUGAAGCAGACGGAUUUUUUUUUUCUCUUGUUGAGUAUUUGGGAUUAUGUCUUACCACAUUUUUUUGAAAAGUAUGCCGUAUCCGCAUUUUUGAAUGAGGAUUUCCUACGUGCCACAAGACUUAAAAUUGAGGAACUGAAGCUACCAGGACGAGGUGAGUCACACAGCUGUGCGCUGGUAAAGUAUUCGUACAAAAGCUUCACCAGGAAAGAGCUUUUACAAGUACCAGACAACCCUUCUAAUCGGAUCGCCAUAGAGUACAGUGUGCUGUAUCAACCGAAGGUCAAAAACUUUCCGUUGGUAAACGGCUUUUUCUUUGUGGACUCAAAUCCAAUGACGCUGGUUGGGCUGCAGAUCACUACGGCGGGUGAGCAUCACACCAAAACCAGCACUGUGAGGCAGUUCACGGAGUAUCUGGCGGCAUAUUUUAAUGAUUGGGAGGAAUUGUCCCGAGAAAUGUCGUGGGAGAUUAUUUAUGUGCAGCACAAAGACAACAAGCCGCUAACUGGCUGGCAGAGAUGUGAUCUUGUCAAUUCCGAUAAUUUGAGCGACGAUGAAAAAAGGAUUGCGGCGUUCUGGAAGGAAAAGGUGCAUCAGUACCGAGCAGCAGUAUCAUCCGCUGACGCCAGAAGAAAGAAAGCUCUCCGGAGGUGA
Trypanosoma cruzi is the source of this 1821-nucleotide messenger RNA. Its product is annotated as retrotransposon hot spot (RHS) protein, putative. NCBI's taxonomy places the organism in Eukaryota, Euglenozoa, Kinetoplastea, Trypanosomatida, Trypanosomatidae. The record is from RefSeq and is a predicted model, not a curated record. The coding region runs from base 1 to 1821 and encodes 606 amino acids. The transcript has a single exon.